AGAACAGGCCAAGUUUCAAACGAUGAAAGCGUAGUAAGCACGCUGACAACGUCGACGCGGUUUUGCCGUUAAUAGUUAACCUUUUCAGUUUUUCUUCUUCUACGAUUUCCAUCUCCGAUUUCCUUUCUCACAAUUCUCUCAUUUCAAGCAAAGCAUAAAGGGGCCGAGAGGGGGAGAGGGUUUUGUGAUUUGAUGUCAUCUCCGACUGCGUCGUAUUGGUGCUACCGGUGCAGCCGUUUCGUUCGAGCAUGGAGGCAGCAGGCGCCCGACGACAGAAUCACCUGUCCAGACUGCGAAACCGGGUUCAUCGAAGAGUUCGAGAUCCAAGAAGACAUUUCUAACCGGAGAUUUCCUCCGCCGUCUUCUUCUGCCGCGGCCUCCGCCGCUAUGCUAAUGGUAGGUGCUCUUCCGUCGACAGAUCAAAAUAAUCCUGUUCGUAGAACUCGCAGAAACACCGGUGACCGCUCCCCUAUUAACCCCGUUAUCGUGCUUCGUGGAGGAAGCGUCGGUGGUGGAGAAGGAACAAGUGAGAAUGAGAGCAGUGGACGCGGAUUCGAGUUGUAUUAUGAUGAUGGAAGUGGGUCUGGGUUGAGACCGUUGCCGCCGAGCAUGUCGGAAUUUUUUCUGGGAUCUGGGUUUGAAAGAUUAUUGGAUCAGAUAUCGCAGAUUGAAAUUAAUGGGCUAGGCAGAUACGAGCAUCCGCCGGCUUCGAAAUUUGCGAUUGAGUCCAUGCCGACAGUAAUCAUCAGCGAGGGGCACACCGCCAUAGAGUUGCACUGUGCGGUGUGUAAGGAGCCCUUCGAAUUGGAAUCGGAGGGGCGGGAAAUGCCUUGUAAGCACAUAUAUCAUUCCGAUUGCAUACUUCCAUGGCUUUCACUUCGAAAUUCGUGCCCAGUUUGCCGGCACGAGUUGCCUGGAGAUGAUGAAUCGAGCAACGAUCAGGUCUUUGGGGAGAUUAACAAUGAUAAUGAGGAGUCGGCUGUGGGAUUGACGAUAUGGAGGUUGCCGGGAGGUGGGUAUGCAGUGGGGAGAUUUACGGGAGCAAGAAGUGGGAUGAGAGAGCUGCCUGUAGUUUAUACUGAGAUGGAUGGCGGGUUUAAUAAUGGGGGUUUGCCGAGGAGGAUAUCAUGGGAGUCAAGAGGAGGGGGCAGAGGGAGAGAGAACGGAGGCGGCGGCCGCCGCGGUAGUUGGGUUGGCUUGGGUCGGGCUUUAAGGCAUUUGUUUACUUGUUUUGGUGGUGGGAUUACUGGAGAGAGCUCAAAUUUAGAUUCGAGAAUUAGGAGGGGAAGGAGUAGGUCUUAUUGGCUUUUUAAUAGCACUUCUUCUCCAAGGAGGAGAAGAGUCUGGGAUGUGGAGGUUAGUGUUGGAAGAAGGAGAAGGUGAAAGCUGAAAACUUUGCCUGCGGUGGCUUUUAGUUAUUUGUAAAUAUCAAUAUAUGAUAAAGCUGAACAUAAAAAAGAUCCACUUUUGUUUGGUUGGUGAAUUUGGAAGAAGUUGAUCUAAAUAAGACAAAGUUGAAGAACAUGAAUUGAACAAGAGCAACGCAUCAGGGACUGGCAUUUGCAGAGUUGGAGGUACAGGGCAAGCUCCCAUUGGAAAUCCAUUGGGAAGCUUUACAGUUCGGAGUGAAGUGUAGAUUCCCUACAAGUUUCUGGGCCUCCCAAGCUGGCAGGCCAAGUUGCAUUUUUCAGUGUGUACUAUUUGGGGACAGGCAAGGCAAGGCAAGGCAAAAUGAACCUGAAAAAGGGCUCUUUCCCAAAUUAUGAUGCUCCUUUAAGUGCCUAAUAUUUUAACAUGGAAUGAUUAGAACAGACCGUAGGGUAUGGAUAAAGUUGGUUGCUGUUGCAAACGCAUGAUAUUGCCCAUUUCUUAUCAUGAAUUCUCAUUAUUCUUGUCCUUCACUCGAUGCUUUAAAAUUUUAAUCAGUAUAGCUAGGAAGCCAAAAUUAUCUGCAAGGGAAGGGACAGGAUUUUAUUCGAUGCCCUUUAAAGAUUAUGUUGGGAGAAGAACAACUUUAUCCUAGUAUACUAUGAGUUUAGCUUGCGAUUCAUCAGUUUUUGAAUUCCAAUCCUAUGAUAUAUUUUAAGGGUUUUGCAUUUAUCGAGUGAAGCGUUUUCUUUUUUUUUUUUUUUUUGUAAUUCCCAUUGCAUUAAUUAGAAUGGACUAGGGCCUACAUUAGGAGAUCAUACACAGGCAUUCCAAAUAGAUGGUGAAGACUAAGACAAAGCUCAAUCCUAAAACCCAAUACUUCGACUCCGUUACAGCCCGGUGGGGGAGAAACUCUACUGCGGAAAGAAAUCAAUCUAAAUUCUGGAAUAAUUUCGGCCGCCUGUAGAGGACAUCCAAGGUGAAUUCACCGAUACUCCAUCGAUAAAAGCUAAAAGCCAACAAAACAUAUUAAAGUCUAGGAGAAGAGGUGAUAUGCAAUUUAGCAAACCUCACGGAUCCAAAGUCUCGAAGGCUACCACACCAGAUCGGGCUGGUAUCCAACAGCAAAUUAAGUAAAUCAUCGUCUUCAGCCUUUCAUCAAGAUACCAACCACAGAUCGAAAAGGUUCCUGACAAAUGUGAAUAGGAUGUGCUUUUCAGUGUCUUAUUUGUAUCUUUCAAGAUUUUACUCGAGGUAUCAUCAUCACCUUUGGUUAAGUUUAUACAGAGAGAGAAACUGUCGAUCUAUGAGAUAAAAAAAAUUUACAUGCAGCAAACCUACAAUC
Manihot esculenta (cassava) is the source of this 2713-nucleotide messenger RNA. RefSeq names its product probable E3 ubiquitin-protein ligase RHC2A. Gene Ontology annotation, cellular component: cytoplasm. Gene Ontology annotation, molecular function: ubiquitin protein ligase activity. Gene Ontology annotation, biological process: protein ubiquitination. The transcript is spliced from 2 exons. Bases 193 to 1383 code for a protein of 396 amino acids. The record is from RefSeq and is a predicted model, not a curated record. NCBI's taxonomy places the organism in Eukaryota, Viridiplantae, Streptophyta, Magnoliopsida, Malpighiales, Euphorbiaceae.